AUGGCCAUCAUCAGCCGCUAUCAUAUUCUCCAUGCGGGACCAGAAGAUUGUGCAAGCAUUGGUUACGGUGUUCCUAUCCAUGUUGGGUAUGGCGUUCCUGAUGGUAGUCUUGUGAGCCUCCUCGGUGUUGUAGGGCCUGCUGCUUAUCUCCCUCCACAAGAGGCAAUACUCAAAAUAGUAGAUAGGAUUGCACUUCAAUCUAUCUAUCUAUCUAUCUAUCUAUUUCAGUCAUCAUUAUCUAUUUUUAUCAUUAUCUAUCUAUCUAUCUAUCUAUAUAUUUCAGUUUUUCAUUAUCUAUCUAUCUAUUUCAGUCAUUAUUAUCUAUCUAUCUAUAUUAUCAUUAUCUAUGUAUUCUUAUCGUUAUCUGUCUACCUAUUUCUGUUUUUCAUUAUCUAUCUAUCUAUCUAUCUAUCUAUCUAUCUAUCUAGGUCUUAUCAUUAUCUUUGUAUCUAUGUACGUAUGUAUGCAUCUAUCUAUCUAUCUAUCUUAGUCUUAUCGUUAUCUGUCUAUCUAUCUAUUUAUUUAUCUAUCUAUUUCAGUUUUUCAUUUUCUAUCUAUCUAUCUAUCUAUCUAUCUAUCUAA
This is a messenger RNA of Acanthosepion pharaonis, 582 nucleotides long. The record is from the annotation of a GenBank genome assembly. Lineage: Eukaryota; Metazoa; Mollusca; Cephalopoda; Sepiida; Sepiidae.